CCCGAUUGUAAAUUUCUCUACCAAGUGAUUCAUCAGUCGUUUUCAACGAAAACAGUAAACGUAGAACCACCCUGAUUAAUCAACAAGAUAAUUUGGUUGUAUUUGCGUUCGGCGAUUUAACAAAAUUCGUAACAGUCAAGGGCAAGAACAGCGUACGGAGUGCUUUGGAGCUUCAGCACACUCUCUCCACCAUGUCACUAAAUGCAGACAAAUGUUCCCCAGCACACUUUGAUGAUGCUCUCGAGCAGGUAGGAUUUGGCCGGGCACAGAUCGAAACGACGGCACUGUGCUGUCUGAUCGUUAUGGCAACCAUAGCGGAAACAAUGGGCAUUAGUGUUAUUCUACCGGCGGCCAAGUGCGACCUCGGUCUGACAGUUGGCGAUCAAGGCAUCCUAAGUGGUUCGACGUUUCUGGGGAUCGUGGCCGCGUCGUAUUUCUCCGGUUACCUGUCCGAUACGGUGGGACGGAAGAAGGUCAUGCAAUAUGCGUUGUAUGCAGCCGCGAUAUGUGCGGUGGCGUCCAGUUUCACCAAUGAUUUCGUUUCGUUGUUGGUAUUGCGAUUGCUGGCCGGUAUCUGCUCAUCGGCUCCUUCGGCUACGAUCUAUGCGUAUCUGGGAGAGUUAUGUUUACCCUCGAAGCGAGCCCAGGUCAUUGCAUUCACCAGUGUUUGGGCAAUGGGAACCAUGAUAUACAUUGCUCUUGUUGGCUGGUGGGUACUUUCGUACGACUGGAGUUGGAUGAUCACUUCGGACUACCACUACAGACCAUGGCGAUUGCUGUUCAUAGUGUAUACCCUACCGGGAUUGUUGGCAGCCUGUUUGUUCCGAUUUUGCCCAGAGAGCCCGAAGUUCUACCUAGCUCAAGGAAGGAUGGAUCACGCAUUGGACGUUUUGGAAUAUUGUUACCGAAAGAACAAUGGUUCGCUCGAGGGAUUUCAAAUUUCCGAAUUGAAAUCCGAGAAAGUGUCAUCAGAUCGAGAAGUCGGCAUUUGUAUUUCCCUAUGGCAGCAAACUGUUCCACUGUUUAAGUGGCCUUUGCUACUGUAUUUCACUGUCUGUUGCCUUCAGCAAAUCAGUUCUUUUGCUGUAUAUGGAGGAUUAGGUCUAUGGUAUCCGGAGCUGAUGAAUCAGGUCACCUUUUCCGAUACGGAUCUUACCAUAUGUUCUGUUCUUCAAACUAGACGCACAGAAAAUGUUUCCCGGGAUGUUCCCACCGAGGAAGAAUGCACGGCACACAUUAACACCGAAACGUUUAUCUACAUUUUAGUCAUGGGAGCUUACGGGGCCUUUUGUUCGCUCGUAGUUACGCUUUUAAUGCGUACAAUCAACCAACGGAUCAUGUUGGUAGUAACGUUUUGCGUGGCAGCCACUGCCGGUAUCAUACUGCAGUUCGUGACGAACCGCUACCUCAUUGCAGUGCUGUACUGCACCGAGGUGGUUGUCGGUGGCUUAUCAAUGGUGCUGGUGAAUAUCUCUUCGGUUUCGAUCUUCCCCACCAACGUUCGAGCGAUGUCCGUUUCGCUCAGCAUGAUGAUGGCUAGAUUGAGCAGUUUCACCUCCAGCAGUGUUGUCGGUUUUGUGCUGGCGGAAAACUGCGAGCUGACAAUGUAUGCUUUUUCCGCCAUUCUGAUCUUCGGAGCUUCGCUGACCGUCUUUUUGCCGAGGUAAAUCGGCAAAAUGCUAAGUUGCAGCAGUUCUGUUCUGUUCUGUUCAGUAUUCCACGUAGAGAUUUUUA
This is a messenger RNA of Malaya genurostris, 1734 nucleotides long. RefSeq names its product synaptic vesicle glycoprotein 2B-like. Gene Ontology annotation, molecular function: transmembrane transporter activity. Lineage: Eukaryota; Metazoa; Arthropoda; Insecta; Diptera; Culicidae. The transcript is spliced from 4 exons. Gene Ontology annotation, biological process: transmembrane transport. The coding region runs from base 192 to 1667 and encodes 491 amino acids. The record is from RefSeq and is a predicted model, not a curated record.